Molecule: messenger RNA, 6786 nt
Organism: Danaus plexippus (monarch butterfly)
Lineage: Eukaryota; Metazoa; Arthropoda; Insecta; Lepidoptera; Nymphalidae
Gene: GEFmeso
Exons: 11
Coding region: 131-6781 (2216 amino acids)
Molecular function (GO): guanyl-nucleotide exchange factor activity
Source: RefSeq, a predicted model, not a curated record
CGACAGCGCCGCGGAUAGUCGUGUCUCAAUGCGCCAUAUUUUGUUUGUCAACAAAUAAAAAUGGAGUACGUUUUAAGUUUCGUGUUAUAAGUGUAAUUGAGUUAUGUAAUUUGGAAUAGUGAUACCGAAAAUGGACGGUGCGAACGCCGACUCGGAUCAUUCUAUGACUUGGGAGGAUUUUUUUGGUAGCACAACAGAUCUAACUCCCACCCUGAUUGGUAUUUAUGACUCUCUCCUGGAACCUACUAAGAGUCUCCGUCCCGGGACAACUUGCCCGGAAACAGCUAAAGAUGCACGAAACGACCCACCACUCCGAGACGACAUUAUGACAGAGAAAAAAGACAAAAUGAUGGUAGCUAGCCCACAGAAAGAUCCAUCCAAAAUAGCUGGCAGUGUUAAACUGCCGAUAGCGACGGUUAACAAAAGUUCCCUCUACACAUUACGAACUAAUAGUAAUGGAGCUGAUAUCAAGGUUGACAGAAACGAUGACAAAGAUACACACACACUCAAAGAAACCAAACAUGAGACAUCAAUACUCUCCCCGAAUGUCAAACGUAUGAUCUCCAGCGCCUCAGAGACAUCCACGCUCAAGUUCCAAAAGAAAACCAUCUCAGUGGGGAGAUCAUCCACAAGGCGAUGUAACAUACCGCUAGUAGGCGCCACGUCCAAAAUAUCCCAGUCUGGUGUUGAUAUAUUACCGUCAAUGGAAAUAUAUGAACAGCCAAUCGGUCUGAAACCAGUCCAUCACGAGUCACCGGCGAAGACGAUACAAAUAAAGCCCGAAUUUAAGAUCGAUGAAGAACAAACGACUUACGACGUCCCAACCAACAAUAGACCCGCCAUCUAUGACGUGCCGAACCCAAAGACGGCCUUCGAAUCGUUAUCACUGCCUUACAUCGACCAAUCAAUAGAGCUCUCAAUAUCCUCGAACGAUAGAGAAUUCGACACAAAACUAUCAUCGACGGAUAACUCUCCCUUGAAACCUGAGCCGAAAUCCUCGACUCCGGAACUUUCACCAGCGAAAAUACCGAAAACUUUAAGCGGCACCAACAGUUUACAUAGAAAAGAUUUCGUACCAAAAACCAGUUCACCGAAGCUAAUGAAGAGCGGAUAUCCUGAGACGAUAGUAUCUACUGGCAAUCUUAAACUGAUCCAAGAGAAGGAUUCCGUCAGAUUAAAUCCUCCGAUAGAAGUUACGAGGCCGUUAUCGAUGAGUUCAAUAGCGUCUUCGAGUUCCACCUCCAGCAGCGGCGUCCAAAACAAAGGCGGUGUAAAUUCAGCGUAUCUGGCGUCCAUAGAGAGUCUCGACGACCACAGCGAUGCUGACACAUCGAGGAAUGGAAGCGGCAACUUCAUGAACAACGCCGGCGUCCUAAAAAACGGUGCCUCAGAAGAAACCCGCACGGAACUGCCCAGGCAGAAUGCGUUCGAGGAAAUGUCGGGUAUGUCACAACUAGAACGAGUCUGUGCCGAGAUUGUCAUGACUGAGAAUGUUUACGUCGAAGAUCUGAGGCAGGUCGUUGAGGGUUACCUCCACGUCUGGCGACGCGAGUCCACCUUCUCGGACGAGGAACUCUCCGAGCUAUUUAACAACAUCGAAGAUAUAUACGCGUUUAACAAAUCGUUAUGUAGCGAGUUAAAUUCCUGUAAAUUGGACGCUACGUGUAUAGCCCGGUGUUUCGUUAACAAUACGAGCGGUUUCUCCGUCUAUACGUCAUACUGUACCGGAUAUCCUGUUACAAUGGAGCGUCUCGCUGAGCUGGCGAGGACAGACAGCGCCAGGGAGUUCAGGGAGCGGCAGAUUGUACUGCAACAUCCGCUACCCCUCGCGUCGUACUUACUGAAACCCGUCCAGAGGAUAUUGAAGUAUCAUUUGUUGUUACAGAACGUGGUGAAGCAAUGUUCAUCCCAAGAGACGGAGUACGCUCUGUUGAAGAUGACCGGCAUCGCGCAACAUAUAGACGACAUGAAGAGGCGACACGAACACGCGGUGCGAGUACAGGAAAUACAGUCGUUACUGUACGGUUGGAACGGACCCGAUCUAACCACAUACGGAGAGUUGUGCGCUGAAGGGACUUUUAGAGUGUUCGGCGCGAAGGCAAUGAGACACGCCUUCCUCUUCGACAAGAUGCUGCUGGUGACGAAGAACAGGGAAGAUGGCAUACUGGCCUACAAGUCACAUAUUAUGUGUAACAACAUGAUGUUAGUGGAGUCUAUAGCGGGUGCUCCACUGUCGUUUCACGUAAUACCGUGGGACGCGCCGCGGUCUCAGCUUACUUUACAGGCACGAUCAGCUAGACACAAACGAGAAUGGACCUUAUUGUUGAAGCGGGUCAUUUUGGAGAACUACAACGCCGUGAUACCGUCACACGCGAGGCAGUUAGUGAUGGAGCUGGGGCAGAACAAAACUGACGACGACAUACUCGCUGAGAAAUCCCACAAUCUCAUCACCCAAGCCUCUAUGAGGAAACAGUUGUCCGCACCGGAAUAUCUAGAGAAACGAAAAAUUGAAAGAGAGAGAAGGAAAUCCUUUGAGAACGGAGUCAGAGGGAGAUUUAAGAAGGCAAAUAGGAAAUAUAACACAGCGAGGGAAACGAGAGACUGCGAUUGUGUUCAAUAUUCCGUUGAGAAAGGAAUUGAUUACACCUGUGACAACUGCUAUAUAGAUCUCUGUUCGGAUUGUGAGGCGGACCUGAACAAGUGCAGCGGAAAAGAUGAAACACGAGACAAAUGCAACGAAUGCGAGACAAUCGCUAAUGCUAUGGACGGAGGCAGCGCUGACAGGAUUGAGAGAAAGGUAUGCAAGUGCUUGGAUUUCAAAUCGUCACAGGAGAGCAUCACCAAAGAGUUCGGUGGAUCCUUGAAUAAAACGAGAGGUUAUCACUCCUCUGAUAACAUUAUCAGUUACACUGAUAAUAACAGCAAGGAAGACGUGACCGAGGCUAAUAGUACGUUAACCGCUAAACCUAUAACGAGAACAUGCUUGAAAUGCUCCAAGAUCAAAGAAAAUAUACCAGUGACGGAUACAUUCGCGUUGAACAGGCGGAAGUCGAGAUGCAAUGAAAUCGACAAGUAUAGAACGGACACGCUGAGAUCCAAGUCAAAGGACGAUCCACAGAGAUCGAAAUUAUCGAAAAUUGGCACCUGGAGGCGGAAAUCGGAGCCAGGGCUGCAGAAUACCAUCAUCAUAACGAAGAAAACACAAGACAGUGACACCGAGAGGACUGAUGGUAAGGGAGGAGAGAAGAUUGAAUUCGAAUGCAGGAACUGUGGAUCCAAUAAGAUCUCAAGAAAGGUUCGCAAUGAAGGCAUCAUAUCAGAUCCAGAAGUCGAUAACAGAAAGCGACCUCCGAAUACACUCAAACAGAACAUAGAAAUAAAAAUGUACAACACGAAACACAUACCCAAGAAGAUCUCCAAGAUAAAGAAGAACAGGGCGAAAGGGCUGCGGCUCGGCUCCGACACUACCACACGGUUCUAUACAGACUUCUCGACGGAUGUGUCCACAGAAAAUAUAUUACAUAUCACGGAGUCGAACGAGAGUCUACACGUAGAGAAACCUAUCAACGCUGUGCCGGCCACUAUCAGCAAGGACGAAGAUAUUGAUGAAGAGACGUACAAGAAACUUAUAGAAAAGACCGAUUCGUUCAAAAAGAACGAACUAGAAAAGGUUAAGUAUUUAAAUAAACAGAAGGUCAUCAAUGAAGCGGUCGAAACGGAGGACAGACCUGGCGAAACCCAUGAACAAGUCCAAGAAAGUUGCGAAGACACGGAACAACCUCUGGAACAGAUUAUAUCACAACUACUGAUGCAGAAUCGAGAGUUCCAGAAGCUACUAAAGAAACAACAACUAAGGAACACAGCUCAAAGAAGACACCAGCGACUGCUGAAAUCACAUUCCAAUCCCGACACGGUGAUAACAAAGAACGAACUGUCGAAACUGAAACCGAAAUAUAUAAGGCAGAUGUCCGAUAACAUAGAACUCAAUAUAGAAGAAAAGGAUGACGUCUCAAACAAUCAGAGCGAAGCCGAGGAUCUGUCUGACGGAGAUCACAUAUACGAGACAUUGAGAGUGGAUAACAUGCACGACGACCUGCACGGUCUCAGUGACAAGAGCAAAGUUAGUCAACACACACAUACGAGAACCAAACGUCUGUUACCCGCCGCUACAAACGCAGUAGGCGGACCUGAACCAGAUUAUAUAUAUCUGUCCUUCGAUGAAGUCAAAAACGAGAGCUCCGCUGACGGCAUAUACGACGUGCCAGCUAAAACACCGGAGAAAGUUACUAAUGUGACAACAAAUGAUUACUAUGUUAGUAUGGAGAAAAAAGGCCCGGCUACGAACGACGACAAUAUAUAUGACAAUCUGAUAGACGUGCGACGGAGGAAGAAAGACGUACAGAAUACAUCACAGAGCGAUUAUCUGCCGAUGAGUCCUGAACAGCAGAGUCCGAACACCCCAGAAGUAUGGUUGAGUCGACAAAAGGAACAUUUCAAUGUAUCCAGAGAUCGUAAAUCCGGGUCCUUACCGCGGAGCUUCCAAGUGGUCACCCCUGGACAGGAAGACCCCAAUCUGAGCACGUUCAAAUGUAAACCUAACAGCAACAGCAAAACGUAUUUAAACAGGGACGGCAAAGUCAUGAGCGUCGAUAGACCGUUCACUAUCGCGUCCGAUCAGAGCGAAAUCAGUUACGACGACGUCGAGGCUUACAUGAGCGAAGGAGACAUCUUGAAGUUCAACAACAAACAGAAAACCAAAGAGGACGACUACACCCAGGACAUCAGCAGAUCAACGCUGGAGCUAGAAGAGGAAAUUGAUAGAUGCUAUAAGAACAAUUUCGAGAAAGUCGACUUAGACGCCAACAAAUGUGAAAACCGAUUGAAUUCAUCGCAACCUAAUUUGAACGUGUCGAUGACGUCAUCGUGCGAGGCUCUGACCAUAGAGCAGAACGAUGACAAAAACAAACAUAACGUAGUACAUCCAGAACAUAAGAUAUACAAACCCACUACGAACGUUCUGUCCCUUAAAAAUGUCCUGAGUCGUUUCAAAACCCGGACUCCUCCUAAAAGUGUUGACGACUGCGAAGUCAAUACAAACGACUGUGAAAAGACUGAACUUAAAAGUCCGACCAGUGAGAAACGAUCAGCUCUGAAUCCCAGGAGUUAUUCCAAAAAUUUACUCCAAAGAUUCAGGAGCAUCAUCAGCGACGAACAUCCUGAAGAGACUCAGAACAGAACGGAACAAAACAGAAACAAGAACGAUGAUACAACGAAGAGUGAAAUCAAAGUCAUUAUAACUUCAACAGACAACAGUCCGACCGCGUCUAGCAUUGUUUACACACUGAACAGUGACGCGCUCAGUAAAAGUGUGUGCGAUCACACUACUAUGAGCGAAAGUCAAAAAGAGAUAAACAAAUUGGAGAUAAUGUCCCAAAGCUGCGAAGACAUACAGAAACAGGCGUUCAGGCCGACUUAUGAAAAGAGUAUGAGCUUGGUCACCAAUAUGACCAGCUCUGUAAGCAGUACGCCCUCACCGUCAAAGUCAAACAAUAGCUCCUACCAAAGUUUAAACAAAUUACCCGUUUAUAUGCAAGGCAGCAAACACUUGGGCGCGAGGAUAGCGCAAUCCGAUUACGUGGAUCCGACGACAUUGAUCAACGAGAAGAACAGUUUGAAUAAAGUCAAUGUCCUCAUCAACAAGAACGCUCUGAGACCGGACAGUUUAUUCUCAAAUUCGUCCUUCGUAACGUCAUCCAGUGAAAGUACAUAUCAAGAGAGUCACACUAAGGUCACGAGCCAAAUAAGCGAUAAGUCGUUGACCUCAAAAGUAAAUUCAGAUGAAAGUUUCUAUGAGAAAUCCUUCGAGAAAAUUGAAAAUAUCACUGAUGAAGACAUGUUCAGAGAUUCGGCUGUUUAUUCUGAUCAAGAGGAAAUAGAGGAUCACGUUGAAACGAAAAAAACAGUUGCUAACAAACAUACAGCGAGACGCGAUACAUGCGACGCCCAGCGGGUUACAGUCACUACUGGCAAUACAGAGAAAUGUAACGUGCAGGCGAAAAUUAUUAAUAAGAUCGAAACACAGAAGAAUAUACAUCACAGAAUAGAAAAAUCUGGAAGCAGAGAGAAGAUCAAUAAACCGAAACUAGCUCCGCCGGUGCCGGCUAAACCAAAAAUUACAAGCGCCCAAACUGUAACAACAACCCAAGUUAACAAUAACAGCAAAAACAUAGUUAAAUACAAAGAAGUAUCGUCGUCGUCCGAGUCAAUAAAUAACCGCACCCUCAAAAGAAAUACCAGCUAUAGGACGUCGAAUGCCAAAUCCGAAUUCAUGAACCCGACAAAGGAGAAAACAAAAGUCGACUCAGUGAACGUUAAAAACGAAGAGACGAAAAAUGCAAAUAAAACACAAGAAACCAUACAAAUAAAAAGAAUGAGCUUCGAAAGAGCCAGUCUGGAUUCAGCGACAAGAAAACUGAGAGUUAACGAGAGGAGAUCAGCAACAGAACAAACGACGUCGAAAUCAGUUCUGGAGAGGAGAUUGGAAUUGGAGAAAAUAACUAAAAGCCAGUCGCACGAUAACCAACCGGUUAAACACCAAGCGAGCAGACCAGCCGUUAAACCUAAAUCCAUCACCUCAAAAGUCGCGUCCUUCGAGAGGAGUGUCAGCGAAAACGGCAGGGAAAGUAAAACUACCUCCAGGAACUUCACAAAUAAAGUCGAUAACGAAGAACAGGACCCCAAGGAGAGUUGGGUGAAACAAGUUGUCAAUAAAUUCCAAUAGUCUGU